Molecule: messenger RNA, 1590 nt
Organism: Penicillium paradoxum
Lineage: Eukaryota; Fungi; Ascomycota; Eurotiomycetes; Eurotiales; Aspergillaceae
Exons: 3
Coding region: 1-1590 (529 amino acids)
Source: RefSeq, a predicted model, not a curated record
AUGGAUCUAUCCCAUCUCACACGGCCUGGCAUCUUGUGCCAGUGCUCUCGGUGCUCCAGCUCGCUGGCUGCACUGGAGAACGAAUGGGCAAAACUGUCUAAUGCCUACUCUAUCCCGACAGCAUGGCUUAGUGUUGACCUUCAUCGCAUCUCCGUUUCCUCGGAGCGCAAACAAAUCCCUCACACAUCUGACAUGACCCUUUUGCGUGGUCGUGUUAUUCAGGAGGUAUCCUGUAAACUCUGCCAGCAACGUAUGGGAGUACUAUGUCCACUCGAUAAUGGAAUGAACAUUCUAUGGAAAAUGUCGAAAGUUGCUUUUAGGGAGAUUGUUACCAUGCGAACCGUCCAGCCUGUGUUCAAACAGGGGGCCCUCGAACGCCUGAUUUGCCCCCCAAAAGAACCCCCACGUCGAAACCACGACCUCAUGCAGGGCAGCGCAUUGGUGCCAGCUGGCUGCUCCGACCCCACUAUUCUCGAUCCAUCCAUGCAAAAGCAAAUGCUACACCAGGGUAGAAGCAUUGACCAGAUUUCGAAUUCUGUGAACCAUCUACAAGACACAAUGUCGGAUCUCAAGCAUUCAUUCACUGCGCUUCGAAUCGAGUUGAACGGGCCAAACCGAAACACAGGGGAUGGGUCCGUGCUUCAAGGACAUGAUUUUGACAUGAUUGCUACCGUGCUAAAAGAGCUCAAGUCCAAGUCAGAUGAGAUCGAAAAACUGAAGCUGGAAAUCGAGGCCCUCAAAUUAAAGAAUCGAUACAUGGGAGUGACUCUGCCGCCACAGCAAGAUCCAUCGUCUGUUAUGAUCAUGAAUCCUGCGCUCCCCGAAGUCCGGAGCCCCGGCUUGCUCCAAGCGGGCCGGAAACGUGCUUGGCCAGAUGCAUUCUCAACUGAUCGCAGCCAUGCGAUUGCGGACUCAUUUGAUGAAGACGAUAUGGUGGAUGACUUUUCACUGGCAGACCCGACGCUAUUCUCAUCGCGAGUUCCUCUCAAUGACCGACAUCAACCGGCCAUUACCAAUGGACCAGCUGCAGAACAGGGACCCCUUCAGACACAACCCCAUAGCUACCAGCAAACUAUAGCGAAGCGCCCACGCCUAGCGUCGUCAGGAGAAGAUGGCUCCCAAGCACCCCCUCCACAGCCGGCUGUUCCACAGAAAAGACCUCCUGGCAGGCCAAGAAAGUCAGUUAGCCAACCGACCGUACCUGAUGCUAUCAAGUCACCGAGUACCGUCCCUUCUAGCACACAAGAUGAGACCGAGUCCAAUGGUCAACCAAACGGGGUGCGGCGUCGCGCGUCUCGUCGCAGCUUGCGUCCAUCCCUUGGCCCAAACGCAAAUGACAACGAUGGGGAUGAAGACCAACAGAAUUCCCAGGACGUCAUCAAGAUUGCUCCUGAUAUUCAUACAGCGCCCAAUAAAAAAGUCAAGCGCAACACUGGUUCUCCCAACGGAAACCGAACUGGCGGCCCAGAUGACGGCGGAGAUGAGGCUGCUAUGAACGAGAAGCGGAAGGCUAAGGUUGCGGCGCGGGACGUCAUGGCCAAGUUGGCUUUGCAACAUGAGGAGGCUUUGGAGGCCGGAAAUACACGAUAA